GCGCUUGGACAUUGUAGCCAUCGAGACGAGGCACUCAGAACUCACCGGUCAUACCUGUCAACCCCAUCCGUUACCAUGGCACGUGGUGCUGCUUCUUCCGCCGUCAAGAACACCGGAGGUGGUGGGUUUUGGGGCUCCAAGUCCAAAGUGGUAGCGCAGCCUCCGCUUCCGCCUCCCGCUCCAAGAUUCCCCUCGCCCGUCGCUGCUGGCAGUGGCCCUCAGGUCGACGCGACAACGGUGGCCAGUUUGCUGUGUGUCGUGGCCCUUCUAGGUGCUGCUUACGGAGCCUCGCUUCGCCUACUUCCCAAAGGCUCAUCCAAAAAGACACGCGUUCUUUUCAUCUGGCACUUAUUCGAUGCAUUGAUCCACUUCUUCUUCGAAGGUUCUUUUCUCUUCAACUGUUUUUUCAUCUCCUAUUCGCUCCCGACGUCUUUUAAUGCCGCCGCUCGCCAGCAUCCGCACAUCCGGCUGCUCACUCCACCAGAUGUCUACUGGCUCGGUAGCCAGAACAAGUUGUAUGGAGCGAACUAUGGCACUGGUCCCUUCAGUCGACUGUGGCAGGAGUACGCAAAAGCAGAUCGUAGAUGGGGAGGCGUAGAUCUAGGGGUCGUGAGUCUGGAGGUGUUGACCGUGUUCGUUGGCACGCCGCUUGCAUUGUGGAUUUGUGAACUUCUCCGCCGCGAGGAAAGAAAAGGGGCGCUCAAGAGGUGGUUUUGGAUGAUUGUACUUGCUACAGCAGAAUUAUAUGGAGGUUGGAUGACAUUUGCGCCCGAAUGGUUCACAGGCAGCCCGAAUCUGGACACAAGCAACUGGAUGUACCUCUGGCUCUACCUCGUCUUUUUUAACGGUCUUUGGGUUGGGUUCCCACUAUGGAUCCUAUACGAGGGGUAUAGCGCUAUAACAUCAGCUAUGAGUCACGCUGAAAUGGUUGAUCUUGUAAAUUAUCUAAAAAAGGAGAGUUGA
Molecule: messenger RNA, 963 nt
Organism: Periconia digitata
Lineage: Eukaryota; Fungi; Ascomycota; Dothideomycetes; Pleosporales; Periconiaceae
Source: the annotation of a GenBank genome assembly